GUGGCGGGAGGAAUGGGGCCCGAGGCGAAGAGAGCACAUUCGCAGGGUGCGAGGCAGCGUUAAUUUUACCCGUGCCUCCUUAUUUCUGCUCAGUCUCACCGCUAGAACCUCGAGGGCGGCAUGUCCAGGCCACGUGGCACCAGGCGUGAGCCGGAACCUGUUGUUUCAGGAGCCGGUGAGCUUUGAGGACGUGGCCGUGUACUUCACUCAGAAUGAAUGGGACAUCCUGGACCCUGUGCAGAGGGCCCUCUACAGGGAGGUGAUGCUGGAGAACUAUGCAAAUGUGGCUUUCGUGGGGGGCGAGACCAGAAUUGAGAAGGAAAAAUCCACUCCAAAGGAACACAUUGCCAAAGAAUCAGAGUCCCGCAGACUGACACUGGCAGGGCUGCCAGGGAAUGUUCCCCAGGACCUUGAUCUUGGGAGCAGCCCAGGGCAGCAGCACAGCCACUGGGUAGUUACGAAGGCAGAGUCAGAGAGGAGAAAUUUCACUGAUGGGUCAUUCCAGUAUCAUGAGGCCCAGGCUAUUGAGAGUGGGGAGAAGUGUGAGAAAUUAGCAAAAAACAUUAGCGUCAACACACAACUCACCGCGAAUCAGCCAGGUCCUGGUGGUCAGAUACCUUAUGAAUGUAGAAAAUGUGACAGAUACUUCAGUCGAAUGGCCGACUUCCACCGACAUCAGAGGUGUCACACUGGUGAAAAGUCUUUUGGAUGCAAAGAAUGUGGGAAAGACUGCAGGUGUAACUCCUGUAACUCACUACUUACUCGGCAUCAGGUAGUUCACACUGGAAAGAAACGACUUAAAUGUAAAGAGUAUGGGAAAGGCGUAAGUUCAGACACAGCCUUGACUCAGCACCAGAGAAUCCACACUGGAGAGAAGCCCUAUGAGUGUAAGGAGAGCGGCAAGGCCUUCAGUAGCAGCUCUGUCUUCCUCCAGCACCAGAGGUGCCACACUGGGAAGAGACUCUAUGAGUGUGAAGAGUGUGGGAAGCAACUGAGCUCCAACACAGCCUUGACUCAGCAUCAGCGCAUUCACACCGGGGAGAAGCCUUUCGAAUGUAAGGAGUGUGGGAAGGCAUUCGUUCAGAAAUUCACCCUGGUUCAGCACGAGCGAGUGCACUCUGGUGAGAGACCUUACGAGUGUAAGGUGUGUGGGAAAACCUUUAGCUGGUGUGGAAGAUUCUUUCUACAUAAGAAACUCCACACGCAGAAGGCAUCUGUCCAGGAGGAGGACUAGCCACAGCUGGGCUCACUGCCUCUCCUGGUGUCUCUCCGUCUUCAUGUUUUUUGUCAGUGUCAUCACUGUUCUUCCUGGACUGUGCUCAUUCUUUUUUCAAAAAAAUCCUCACCCAAGGAUAUGUGUAUUGAUUUGAGAGGGAGAGGGAGGGAGAGAGAGAGAAACAGCGAUGUGAGAGAAACAGUGAUCGGUUGCCUUCCGUAUGUGCC
Myotis myotis is the source of this 1443-nucleotide messenger RNA. It is a transcript of the gene ZNF620, whose product is annotated as zinc finger protein 620. The record is from RefSeq and is a predicted model, not a curated record. Gene Ontology annotation, biological process: regulation of transcription by RNA polymerase II. The transcript has 3 exons. Gene Ontology annotation, molecular function: RNA polymerase II cis-regulatory region sequence-specific DNA binding; DNA-binding transcription activator activity, RNA polymerase II-specific. Gene Ontology annotation, cellular component: nucleus. The coding region runs from base 263 to 1234 and encodes 323 amino acids. NCBI's taxonomy places the organism in Eukaryota, Metazoa, Chordata, Mammalia, Chiroptera, Vespertilionidae.